AUGACUGCGCUUGUGGCGAAAUUCGUUUCACGAGCUGUUGAGCGUUAUCGCGAAGCGAAAUUGCAGUACCCUUCUCAGAUUGUUGAUUAUGAGGUGCCACUGAUUCGACAGGCGCUUGAAAAAUCACAGUGCGGCAAAACACCGCUAACAUUGAUUGUGGUGAACCGUGCACAUCAUAUUCGCUUGAUACCGCGAGAGGCCAAUGAAAGAGCGCGAGCAAGCGAACAGAACAUCAAACCAGGCUGCGUUAUAGACAGACAUCUCGUCCAUCCGCGUUACUGUGAAUUUUAUUUGAAUUCCCACAAGGCACUUCAGGUCCCGUGUUUUUUCUCGUUUUUUUUCUAG
Messenger RNA from Gongylonema pulchrum, 345 nucleotides. The record is from the annotation of a GenBank genome assembly. Lineage: Eukaryota; Metazoa; Nematoda; Chromadorea; Rhabditida; Gongylonematidae.